Molecule: messenger RNA, 825 nt
Organism: Dibothriocephalus latus
Lineage: Eukaryota; Metazoa; Platyhelminthes; Cestoda; Diphyllobothriidea; Diphyllobothriidae
Source: the annotation of a GenBank genome assembly
AACUUCGUCCGAAAAUUGGUUGAUGAGACACUGGAUCGGACAAUUACGUUUUGUGAGCAACCACGGCACGCAAUCAGCGCGCUUGAACGCAUCUGUGCUAAAGCCUGGCCACAGUUAGAGUCAAAACGUCAUCGAAAUCGCAUUCGGGCCUAUCUAAAGGCUUGCCGACGAAAUUCUAAGAAGAAUCGUGGACAAAUCAAUAUGAAAGAGCCUCCCCUGAAUGGGCUGUCAGCAGAGGCUCGUCAGAUGGUUGUAUCAGCCCUAAACCUCGUAACGAAGGAUAUUGAACAGCUUCGACAGACUCUCAUGUUUCCCACAAACGGAAAUGGGACAAGUGGCGAGGGUGGUGCGGCAGACAGCACUCCCUAUCAGAACCCUGUUCUCACCCCCCAUGGGAACGCUAAAUCGAGCAGCUUUGAGUUCGCUCGCUCUGGCCUGGAUUGUCAUGAGAAACGGACAGCUGUUCCCGACUUCUCUAAAAGUGCCUACCGACUAAGGGUGGAUGGAAAACAGGGCCCCUUGAAGCUGCCAAGCCUCUCUGAAACCCCUAGGCAGGACAUAUCGGCACCGCCAGCCCACUUUGCGGCAGCAAAAUACAGUCCCACUCUUAAUGAAGCCACUGCUCGCCUUCUAGAUGUGCGUCCGUUGACACAGGAUGACAUUUCCUACUUCCAACACUACCAAGACGUCACGCAGGAUGCCCUAGAGUAUAUAAAAGGAGUUUCACAAAUGCUCCUGAAAAAGGCGGAAGUACUUGAGGGCCACUUCAAAUCUACUAAAGCUUCACUUAGCCACUUGCCGCUCAAUUUUUCCAAUAACAUUUAA